This is a messenger RNA of Cannabis sativa, 1566 nucleotides long. RefSeq names its product protein FAR-RED IMPAIRED RESPONSE 1-like. Bases 1 to 1566 code for a protein of 521 amino acids. The transcript has 3 exons. The record is from RefSeq and is a predicted model, not a curated record. NCBI's taxonomy places the organism in Eukaryota, Viridiplantae, Streptophyta, Magnoliopsida, Rosales, Cannabaceae. Gene Ontology annotation, molecular function: zinc ion binding.
AUGUCUCAUGUUGCUUUGCAAAGUGGAGGUUACGAGAGAAUGUCAUGUCAACUUCGAGAUGUCUACAACAGGGUUGCUGGUGCCAAGCGAGAAGAAAAGAUAGAGACGGACUCGGAAGGAGCGUUGGGAUUUCUUGAUUGUCUCGUAGAGAGGGAUCCAAAUUUCUUCGUUGUAUAUCAGGUGGACAAGGAGAAUCGAUUGGCUAACUUAUUUUGGGCAGAUGGAAACUCACGUGUCGACUAUGUGGCUUUUGGGGAUGUACUAGGGUUUGAUACCACCUACAUGACAAAUGAGUACAAUAAGCCUCUCACUGUUUCUCAUUGGCAUAAGAAGCCAAAUGUUGUAGUUACUGACCAAGAUGUGGCCAUGAUGGAACACAUGCCUGAUGUUACACACCGUCUAUGUGCUUGGCAUCUCAAUACAAAUGCUUCCAAAAAGGUUAAAGAUCCGAUCUUCUUGAAAAGAUUUAAAGAUCUAAUGUACAACUACUACGAGGAGGAGGAUUUUGAAGCAAGAUGGAAUAAGAACCACACAACGUUGCGAAUCGAUCAACUCCGCCCUAAAAAAAAAUUAGAAAAGAAUUAUUGCUUGCGUGAAUUUGUAACAACCAUAGAUAUGACAGUCUCAAAGCUCAGACACAACGAGACUGCAAAUGACUUCAAAAGCAGAUGCACUCGACCUCACCCACCUAAUCCUACAUGCUUGGCCACGUACUACAACCAAUGUGUUGAAUUCUACACAAAAACUAUGUACCACAAGGUUGCUCAGCAGCUUGAUUUAGAGAAUAAUUAUUUUGUCAUAAGUCAGGAGCAAGAAGGAGAGUGGCAGAUAUACACCAUUGGAAAGUUUCAGCAUCCGGAAGUCCAAUACCGAGUUCAUUACUGUGAAGGCCAACAAGCACUACACUGUAGCUGCAUGUUAUAUGAAGGUCAGGGGUACCCUUGUAGACAUUUAUGGGCUACAAUGAAAAGAUUAAACAUGAGAAGAAUACCUAAUACUCUUCUCAUGAAGCGAUGGAGCAAAUCCGCGAAGACAAAUCUCCACCUAAAUUUCAACCCCCCGGCACAAGAACAACAGCACAUUUAUGAGAUGGCUAGGUUUGGAUCUCUCAGUUCACUAACUUAUAACUUCACUUUCUAUGCAGCAAAAACAGAGGAUUCGUACACGCGUGCAAAGGAAGAGAUUGAACGGCUAACUCUAAUGUUUAAGGAAGAAUUUGAGAUGAGUUCCAAUCCAGAAGGAGAGACGCCACAACUUGGAAGAUAUCGUAACAACCCCAACAUUAUUAAAGACCCCGAAGUUGUGAGAACAAAGGGUACGGGAAAUCCAAGGGAAGGACCGAACGGGGAGCAGAUCCCAAGAAACUCAAGACAUUGUCGCAUUUGUCGCUCAUCAGGCCAUGAUUAUCGACGGUGCACAAACCGUCAACAGAAUACUGGAUCUCAGGGGCAACAGUCUGCACACAAUCAACCAACAACUGACUCAUUCAAUGAACACUCCAACGCGUAUCUCUCGGAACCGCCUUCCUCCACACAAGAAUCAUACUAUGGUCAUUCAUAUAUAUAA